AUGAGCUCCAAAGUCAGCGUUAAUUUAGAUGAAUUUGCCACGGAUGAAGCCACCUUGAAUUCGAUUAUUGCCGAAUUAUUAAAGCCAAAUCCACAAUUUUGGAUUGACCGUAUCAAGAAACAGGUAAAUCUGGCAACGUUUCGAUUCGCUUUUCGCCCACUAUUCGUCGAUAAUAAAUAUCAGCUCCCACUUACGCAACCAUCUCACUGGCAUAUCGUAUUGCACGAAAAUCCAAAACAUCAUCAUUCCAUUGGUGGCCAUGACUUAGUUUACGUGAGCUAUACAUGGUCAACGCAUAUUUUGAGUGACUACGAAUCGCCAGGUAUUAGUGAGCCACAAUUAGGCAACAUCGGUGGUCAAUGGGUCGAACCCUUCAUACUACCAGCUGAUCCCUACAAUCUUAUUCAACGAACUGGCUAUGCUUGUAUGGAUGAAGUGGGAAAUUCAGGAUUCUCAAAUGGAAAACGGGGCUUCUGUAUCCAAUCAACUGGUCGUCAAGCCAAUGCUGAAUGGAGUCCAACAUGGUCUCCGUUCUACAGUUGCACUUAUCAAGGAAACUCUCCUGGUUGGACAGUGCGCAUAUGUGAAAGUUCGGUAGUAUUAAAUACAGGCGUCGCAUGUGACUAUGAUACCGCCUUGGGCAACGAAGUGAUUAAACCAUCUUCUGAACACGUUAUUCAGUUUAUUUGUCCUUCUUAUCGUGAUCCCCUUGAACCAGGCGGUUUAUAUUCAAUUUAUACUGCUCCAAUUAUGGAACAGCUUGUUCAUGCUGAAGUAACAAUAACAUGUGUUCAAAAUAAUUAA
Molecule: messenger RNA, 804 nt
Organism: Rotaria sp. Silwood2
Lineage: Eukaryota; Metazoa; Rotifera; Eurotatoria; Philodinida; Philodinidae
Source: the annotation of a GenBank genome assembly